GCAGCCUUUACGCCACUUGCCGAUGGAGCUCACGGACGCUAGAAACGAGUCGGCGAAGUUCUUCCCGGAGGUAAGGCAAAGUCGGUUAAAGUCGUUUAACUGCAAACAGUUAAAAAGUUUCGGGAACGACCGGAACAGCCGAAGGCCAUGUGGCUCCGGACCCCGCCGUGCCGGCGGCGGGGGAGGCUCCGAGGGGCAGGACAGGGAUAGCCCGCGGAACCCCCGCCCGUCUCCGGCCAGCCGCAGCCGGGACACGGCGCUGGAAACCUUCGACGGCAUUGUUUGGUUUUCUUUUUUUUCCGAUUCCUCCCGUGAAUUUACUCCCGGCUCGACAGACUUAGCGGAAGAGCAGCCCCCUCGCCACACACACACACACCCCCGCCCCGCAGCACUGCCGGGUGCCCGUCCUGGGGAGGCGCCGCGCCGGGCGGCUCCCUUGGCUCGGCGCCGCGGCAGGGUCACGCCUGCCCGGUGCGCGGCGCUGGGCUUUUCGAGCCGCCCGCCCGCCGCACCGCAGCCCCAUGUCCGCGCUCCCCGCCGGUGCCGACAUCAAGAGGGCUCUGGAGAACAGCCCCGAGACCGACAUCGAGGAUGAGCUGCCCGACGGGCCGCCGCAGCCGCGGCCCAAGAACUACCUGCUCCUCAGCAUCCUCGCCUGCUUCUGUCCCGCCUAUCCCGUUAACAUUGUCGCCUUCGUCUUCGCCGUCAUGGCUUUAAACAGUUAUAAUCAAGGAGAUAUAGAAGGGUCAAAAAGGCUGGGUCGCAAUGCACUCUGGGUUGCUGUUGCAUCAAUUAUCAUUGGCCUUGUCAUCAUUGGAAUCUACUGCGUAGUUCAUUUCACAACGCAUGCUAUCUGAAGACCAGGACUGCACUUGGAGGAUAUCAUCAUGUAAAUCUUGGGAGGGAAAAAGAAGAAGAGAAGGAAACCCUUCAUUCCAGACUGUUAGAUUUGACCCUACAAGUCUGCAGAGGCAUGUUACUGGUGGAUGAACUGAUAGUCCAGUUAGUUAAUCAGCAUGGCGUGACCAGGUUUUCAAAAUUACUUAUUUAUAAGAAAUUCAGCAUAAAGCAGCAUUUUCUCUUUUACCCUACUGUAUAAUGAGAUCUUGCCGUAACAACUCCAUUUUCUUUCUCAUUUACAUGGAAUGUAUGCUGGAUCCAUGAUGUUCCCUGGCUGACCCUACCCAAACAAAGCCAACAUACCUAGACUGUUUAUAGUGCACAAUGUAAGAACCGAUGCACAGCCCGCUGAAGCUAGUAGAACUCCUGUUGCCUCCAGUCCUCCAGUGGGUUUUGGAUCAGGCCAUUAAGGAUUUUUUAUUACUUUAAAAUAGUCUCAACAUAACACAAUUAUAACCAUGGGUUUCUGAUUUUAUCCUGCUGUGUGAUUUUAUAAUGCCGUGGGCAUACUCUGACUCAGCAGCUGCUUUCUUGUGUCAUCCUCAGCUUUUAGGUCUUUACCUUGGAUUUUUAACCACCUGGGACCGACUUCAAUCACUUGAUUAUUAAGAGACACUCUUCUUCCAUAGCAUCCAUAUUUUUCUUAAUGAUUUAUUUUUGUUUUGUUGUCUUUCAUUGUUGAACUCCCUUGACUUAGCUCCAGUCCUGCAUUAAAGUUGCACUGAUCAUAUUUUCCUCUUUAAACUUCACGUAUGUAAAAAGUUCCUAUUUUUUUUAUCUGACAAAAGAUCUUCUUUUUAAAUAGAUGUUCUUCUUCAUCCCUUUGUUAUUGUUCCUCUAGCAAGUCACAUAGUUUCAUUGUGUUCUGCUUUGUUCAUGUCUUUUUUUUUGUUUAGUUCAUCCUCUCAUCUUGCUAUGAAUAGUCUAUACAUCAAUGCAGUUAAGAGAUGGACAGACUUUUGUACCCUUACAUAGACAUAGACUCUUGCUGAUCCUAAGAUAUUACUCAGUGAACAGCCUUAGGUUACAGAAUUGAUGGCCUCUAAAUUACUGCAGUUUCUUGAUACCUUAUGAAAAUUCAGCAUGGGACAGCUUUAUUAGCUGAAAAGUGUUUGAAAGAAUACAUUUGUUUUGUCACACAAAUAUUCCAUGUUAAAAAGAGUAAGCUCUGGUGAGCAUUAAGACAGAUGGCUACAUCUUCAGUGAUUGUUGCUCCAUUUGCUUUAACUGUUACUACAUCUUCAAGCAAGCUGUGCCAACUUACACUUACUCUCCUUGCACUAACGUAAAUCUGGACCGACUACCCAGAAAUGCAUGGGAUUUUUGCAGGUGCAAGUGAGAAAAGAAUUAUGCCUGACAGGAGUACAACUACCUAUUUAAAAAAAGUAAUAAUCUCCCAGAAACCUUUACCUGUUAAAGCAUAUGCCUGAAAGUAGCAUGUAUUUUCUGUGCCUUGAUAUUAUACUCCUAAUGUGCUUUUUUGCUUUUCUUUCUGCCAAAUUCUGUUUUUCAUUGAAGUCAGUGAUGCAUUGCCUAUCCUUAAUUAUUCCAGUAUAAAACUUCAUGAACGCUGGUGACAUCAGUUGAUUUCUUCAGCAUUUACACUGAUCGAAUUUGUCCAUGUGGGAAUUUUGCCACUGAUUUUGAUGAUCCCAAGAACUGGCUGUUCUGUGAAUUCCUCUUUGGUUUUUGAAUACUAUUUCAAUGAUCUGAUACGUCUUGUGGGACUUUUAGUAGCUUGCCUUAUUAUCAGAUAUGAUAGAACUGUCAUUGAGAAGUGGAAUAAAAUGACUUUUAAUUCAUGUCCA
Molecule: messenger RNA, 2708 nt
Organism: Harpia harpyja (harpy eagle)
Lineage: Eukaryota; Metazoa; Chordata; Aves; Accipitriformes; Accipitridae
Gene: TMEM233
Product: transmembrane protein 233
Exons: 3
Coding region: 522-857 (111 amino acids)
Cellular component (GO): membrane
Source: RefSeq, a predicted model, not a curated record